AUCCUCAUCACUUUCAACCUCACCACCACACUCUUAUAUAUACACACAGACAGAGAGAGAAUUGACAGAAUCAAACCAAAACACACACACACACACACAAUGGAUCAUGAUUACCUGUUUGCAAAUGAAGAAUGCAGCAGCGGGUGCGAGUCUGGGUGGACUCUAUACUUGGACCACUCCUCCAUUCAUUCUCCAUCAUGUAAUCAAGAACGAGGGAGAAGAAGAAGUGGGGUUUUCACAGAAGCAAAAACAUUAAAAAGACAAGAGCAAGAACAAGAAGAAGACGAGGAUGAAGGAGAAGAUUCGUCCAUGGUUUCUGAUGCCUCAUCCGGACCUCCACACUUGAAUGAAGAAGAAUGCUACGGUGGAAACGACGCUAAUGGUAAUAUUAAUGGCUGCUUUUACCAUUACCCCGUUCACGCCCCAUUGUCCCGAAACAGGAACAAAAACAGAGAUAAUCGACGUCGGAAGCUUCAUCAACAUCACUCCUCUUUGCUUGACGACACUGCUAGCUCUCCCUUUUACGAUUUCUCCAAUACUAGUUUCACCGGAACAAGAAGUCUGCAGCCCUCGGUUGAGAAUGUGUUGGAAUAUUCACAAGGCUACUCCACGACCCAGUUUGAGGUGAGUCGACCUCCAUACCAGGACCACCAUUACGAUUUCUUCCAGUCUUCACCGUCAGCAAAUCAACUGCAGCAAAACCAGUGGUUCGAAGAUAAAAGGUGGUAAUGAUGCCAUGAAAUGACGACGACACUGAUGAUGAAUCACUACUAAUACUAGUACAAAUGUUUAUGCUGCUUUGGUGAUGUCCUGAUGAAAAAGAGAGGGACAAGAGGUUUUCACAAGGCAAAAGGGAAUUCAAUCUCAAAAAGGGAUCUUGUUCCCCCUUUCUUGUUUCCUCUCUUCUUCUUUUGUAGCUAUGGAUGAACUCAGAAACAGAAAAAAAGAGAAGAAAUUUUAA
This is a messenger RNA of Sesamum indicum (sesame), 961 nucleotides long. RefSeq names its product protein SOB FIVE-LIKE 5. Gene Ontology annotation, biological process: cytokinin biosynthetic process. The record is from RefSeq and is a predicted model, not a curated record. Lineage: Eukaryota; Viridiplantae; Streptophyta; Magnoliopsida; Lamiales; Pedaliaceae.